CGGUCUCUGUGGCAGGUAGUUUGGUUGCACGCGCAUCAGGCCUGUGUCGGUGUGUGUCAGUGCCACCGGUGCAUCCGGAGCCCAGUGAGUCUCACAGGCGGUGCGCUGGAAAUAAAACUUCCCCAGCGAUGACCGACCGCAAACCUUUCGUGCAACUUUAACCCGAGAAGAUGUCAGAUGUCACCAAGACCGUCCAGAAGUGGCACGCGAGUUUUAAAAAGGGCACGGACUUUGAUUCGUGGGGACAGCUGGUAGAAGCCAUCGAUGAAUAUCAAAUACUUGCGAGGCAACUGCAGAAAGAAGUGCAGUCAUCAAACUCGCAUGAUUUUACAGAGGAACAGAAGAAAAAUAUUGGAAAAUUUGCAGCAUGUCUUGAAAUGCGAAGUGCAGCUUUACAGUGCACACAAUCUCAAGAGGAGUUCAAGUUAGAAGACCUGAAAAAACUGGAACCCAUUAUUAAGAACAUUCUGACUUUCAACAAAGAUUUCCCUUUUGAUGUCCAGCCUGUGCCUUUGAGGAAAAUUCUUGCACCGGGAGAGGAGGAAAACCUAGAGGUGGAGGAGGAGUUGGAUGCUGGUACUGGUGCGGGUUCGACACCAUCAUUCCCCCCUAGAGUGCCAGGUACUUUGUUGCAACGCUUACCCUCAGAGCCUGGAAUGACUCUCCUCACACUAACGAUAGAGAAGAUCGGGCUGAAAGAUGCAGGACAGUGUAUUGACCCUUACAUUACAGUCAGUGUUAAAGAUCUGAAUGGUAUAGAUUUGAACCCAAUUCAAGACACCCCAGUGGCCACACAGAAAGAAGACACGUACAUUCAUUUUAGUGUGAAUGUAGAAAUCCAGAAACAUCUAGAAAAACUACCCAAAGGUGCAGCUAUUUUCUUUGAAUUCAAACACUACAAACCCAAGAAAAGAUUUACCAGCACUAAGUGUUUUGCUUUCAUGGAAAUGGAUGAAAUCAAACCAGGACCCAUCGUUAUAGAACUGUACAAGAAACCAACUGACUUCAAGAGGAAAAAACUCAACCUCCUGACCAAGAAACCACUCUACCUGCACCUUAAUCAGAUUUUGCACAAAGACUAAACAAAAAUCCCACAGCUGAGAAUGUGACUGACAUAACAUUAAUUCUGUUUCUGGGCUGUGGUGCUGACCGGUUCCAUUUGGAGCAUCAUCUCUUACAUUCCCUGCAAUAUCAGACUCUUUAUCCCAGAUCUCCAGUCCAGGGGUCGGGACGCAGCGCCUUCAUAUCUAGAGAACUUGACAUGGAAACUCGGAAACUUGGUGGAUUAAAUUCUGAACAUGCCAUGUCCCUGAUAGCACUCGUGUAUCACUCAGACGUCUACUUGAUGGGUGUGUUUACAUCUGGAAGAUGUAUUUUUUAGGUUGUUUGCUCAUUUGCAAUACAUCUACAAGACAUUUUCUCUCGGAUGUCAAUACGACAUUCAGCAGAUGUCUCUGAGACGAUGAUUUAGAAUGUUUGUAAAUCUGAUCUUUUUAAGAUGUUUAGCAGAUGUUAAUUAGAUUGUGAUCCCAGGUAGCACACAUACCUCUCUGAGAUGUUUGUUUUAGAUCUUUUCAUCUGGAAAGUAUCACAUUUUAAUAAACAUCUCCUGAACAUCUUACAAAGAUCAGAUUUACAAACAUUCUAAAUGUUUGAUGUUACACGUCUCAAAUACAUCUGCCGAAUGUCUGAUUAACAUCCGAGAAGAAACGUCUCCUAGACGUAUUGCAGAUGAGCAAACAACCUAAAAAAUACAUCUUCCAGAUGUAAACGCACGCAUCAAAUAGAUGUCUGGGAGAUGUUCGUGUGCUAUCAGGGAUGCUUUCCAGAUGAAAAAAUCUAAAACAGACAUCUCUGAGAUGUACAUGUGCUAUCUGGGGUAUGAUGAUUUCUGAUGUAAAAAGAUGGAUAUACCUUGAUGUUUUGGCAACAAAACUCCUCAUUGGUCUUUAUAUUGUUAUUGUAUUGAAACCAUUAUGUUACAGACCAGCAUAUUGCCACGUUUGGCAUUGGCCAAAGACUGGAAAUCUAUAGAGAUAUAACGCAUCUGACUAUAACGCAUGGCUUAUUUUUUUAUUUUAUUUUUUUUAAUAAUUUUUCAUGUUUUAGGACUACAAACUGAACAUCAAUUGAGUAUCUGUUGACUGCACAGUGCACCGUGCUAAUGUCACUUUUCAAAAGAUUAAGUACUUU
Messenger RNA from Myxocyprinus asiaticus (Chinese sucker), 2193 nucleotides. RefSeq names its product axin interactor, dorsalization associated (gene aida). The transcript has 10 exons. NCBI's taxonomy places the organism in Eukaryota, Metazoa, Chordata, Actinopteri, Cypriniformes, Catostomidae. Gene Ontology annotation, molecular function: phosphatidylinositol binding. The coding region runs from base 171 to 1082 and encodes 303 amino acids. The record is from RefSeq and is a predicted model, not a curated record. Gene Ontology annotation, cellular component: membrane. Gene Ontology annotation, biological process: determination of ventral identity.